CUCGGCACGCUCGUCGUCUUGGUGUUCUCGGACCCCGUGACGGACGUGCUCACGGAGUUCGGCGACCGCACGGGCAUCAACGCCUUCUACGUGGGCUUCGUCGUGGCGCCGUUGAUCACGAACGGCUCGGAGCUGCUGGCCUCCUACACCUUCGCGCUGAAGAAGACGCAGAAGUCCAUGGUCGUCGCCUACGAGCAGCUCCUGGGCGCGGCGGUCAUGAACAACACGUACUGCCUCUUCAUCUUCCUCAUCCUCAUCUACGCCCAGGGCCUCUACUGGGACUACACGGCCGAGGUCAUCUCCAUCCUCUGCGCGGAGCUGGCCAUCUUCGCGGUCGUGACGACGAUCAAAGUCCACACGGUCACGACCGCGUGCCUCGUCCUCUCCUUCUACCCGCUGACGAUCCUCCUCGUCUGGAUGCUCGAG
Aureococcus anophagefferens is the source of this 426-nucleotide messenger RNA. RefSeq lists its product as hypothetical. Gene Ontology annotation, biological process: calcium ion transmembrane transport; intracellular calcium ion homeostasis. The transcript has a single exon. The record is from RefSeq and is a predicted model, not a curated record. Gene Ontology annotation, molecular function: calcium:proton antiporter activity. NCBI's taxonomy places the organism in Eukaryota, Pelagophyceae, Pelagomonadales, Pelagomonadaceae. Gene Ontology annotation, cellular component: membrane. The annotation marks the transcript as partial.